Molecule: messenger RNA, 3689 nt
Organism: Oncorhynchus mykiss (rainbow trout)
Lineage: Eukaryota; Metazoa; Chordata; Actinopteri; Salmoniformes; Salmonidae
Source: RefSeq, a predicted model, not a curated record
UUUCAACGUACAAAUCGAGAUUUUUGUAACGUACUGUGUGCUUUACUUUUACAUCGUUGGAUCGUACCUCGCCUCACAUUAUGCCCAUGUUCACUAUAUUUACAUUCCUGAGGGGUCUGUCAUUAGGCUAUGGCACAGUCUACUAGGAGUGUUUGGUAAAAUGAGGCGACAAGACAAUGGAUCUCACAUGAUUAUCAUGCAAGAACUGGAGAGCUGGGGCUGUAUUUAUGAAGUAUCUCUGAGUAGGAGUGCUGAUCUACUAUCACAGCCAUUGCAAUCAGCCCCACAGCCACCAGGGAGCGAUAGAAGAUCCAGCCAGAGGUGAUGGUGAGCAGGAAGACACACAGGACAAAAAGCUGACCGGCUGUCAGAAUAGGGACCCAAUCCACUGUGGAUAAAUUAACAAAAGACAUGAUUGUAACUCUUCAUUGUAAGGGGUCCUUAUUACAGUGUAAUUACACUAACAAGUGUUGUAGUUAACUGUGACAACUCAUAGUUACAUUGUAAUAUGUAACUGCUUGUAAUUGUGAUAUGUAACUACAUGGUAAUUUUACAAGUAAAGUUGUGGGGUUUACUCUUCAAAAGUUUAAAAUGUACUUUGAUUAUAUUAUUAAAAUAGUCAAAAAAAUGUUUUAUUCCCAUCGAUAGUCACUAGAUGUGGUUAGCAGUAGUGUGGUUGUGGUCAGUGGUUGUGGUCAAAAGUUGUGGUUGUGGUCACUAGAUGUGUAGUUGGGGUCAGUAGAUGAGUGGUCAGAAUUUGUGUGGUUGUGGUCAGUAGUUGUGUGCUUCUGGUCAGCAGUUGUGAUCAGUAGUUGUGUGGAUCUAGUCUGUAGUUAUGGUUCAGUUGAAUGGUCAAUAUUUGUGUUGUUGGGGUCUGUAAUUGUGGUUAUUCUCUUCACUCAUAAAGUUUGCUCUCUGUGUCUGAAUAUCCUAGCAAUAUUUUUUUCUAACUUGUUGGGUUAGUGGUCCAAAUGGCUGUUGUAUGGAAAAUAAUUUAUCUGCUGGUUUCUGACAUGAUUUACAGCAGCUAGAAAGAGAGAAGGCGAUUGGUUACUAAAAUGGAUCUUAGUUAUAGAUUGGUACACACGAUUUCUUAUCCGAUUUCGGAUUUGACAAGCAGAGAAGUAGGGGAAGAUUUCAUACCUUGUAACAUUUUUUCUCUAACUUGUUGCGUUAGUGGUGAAAACUUCUGUUUUUUGGGGAAAAGUUGGAAGAAGAUGUGGUAAUGCAGUUACUAAAACAGCUGUAGCGUAAGAUCCCUAGUCAAUAUUUUGAUUCCCCCGACCAGAUAUGAAUAGCAGAGAAGUAGACGGAUAUUUCAUCUAACUUAAACGGUGUAGGAGGAAUAGAGUGCUGGAGAAAAACUAAGAUGGGGCUCUUGCUUUGAAAGCCCCACAAUUACAGCAGUGUAACAAUGAAUGCUUGUUACCAUGCUUGUUACAAAUGAGCAGGUUUCCACUAAAUUCACUGACUUAGUGUUUCACUUCUAAUUAUCAUAAUACAAAAUCCCCAUCGAAAUACAGCAAUUUAUAAUACAGAUGUAUUUUUUUGCAUGGGCUACGUCUCAAUCCACUGCAUCCGCCUAUGUCGCCCUUCCGUAUCUGCAGGGAAAGGUGGCACAGCUAGAGUGGUGUUUGUCAGACCAUGAGACAUCCCCUAAAAUCGGUCUUCUCAUGAAAACGUCUGUAGCAUCCGAACAGCCUACAAACUAUUAUGGAAAGAUGGAGACUCAUGUUUUGUUCUAGGACCCCCACAAGCAUCACGGGACAGUACAGCCGAUCUGCCAACUUCUGUCUGUAGCAUCCAAACAGUUUGGGCUACACACUAAUAUGAUCCCUCUAUGGAAAGGUGAGCCUGUAAUGUACAUGUCAGUUGUUUUGCUCUAAGAGCACAAGAAUCACAAAACUAAUCUGUACCAAUUUUAAAAAAUUAAUGGAAGUAUGGACACAGUUUAGCGCCUAAAAUAAGGGGUUAAAUACCAAAAACACACAAAAAAAGUUUCCUGAUCUUUCUUAAAACACUCAGAUAUAGGACAGACACCUCAGAACAAACUUAACUGUGAGUCAGGGUCAUUCUUGUAAUGUUAUCCUGUGUGUUUGUUCAGGUCAGCUGGUUAAAAUGCUGGUGUACUCCGAGGUAACUCGGCAUCGGGACUUUAAGUUGUUGGAGGGAAGCUAUGUGUACAGGGCUAGUAAAGUCCACAAAGUCUCUUCAACCGAGGCAGAGGCCUUAGCUUCAGAUCUGAGGGGGCUGUUUGACAAGCACAGGUUCAGGAAGCUGCUCCUGUUCAUCCUGAACUUUGAGGAGGGCGACCUGCGUACCUACCAGGACAUGGACCCCAACAGGACCAGCAUGAGAGAGUUGUUCCGCCGGUUCGACCUGGGACCAGACAUCAUGGAAUCCCCUGGCCAUGUUUUGGCCCUGUACCGCAAUGACAACUACUUGGACCAGCCGUGCAUCCAGACCGUAAGACCAUCGCUAAAACUGCAGUCCCUACCUCUUUCCAUUGUGUGGGCUAGGGUAACUACCCAAGGGCUUUGCCAGGUAAUACACACACACAUAUGCAGGCGCUCAAGAAUGCAUUAAUACAUUAACAUCAAGUGUUUUUAUGAUGGUGUUGUAUAUGUCCCCAAAGUAACCUCACUAUUCCUGUGUGUCUCAUGUUAAGUGCAUGGAGGGACCUACAUGUUAAACAGAAAGUCCACCCGGAUAUUUAACCCUGCACCUUACAGGCUGCUGCUCCAUAUACAUAGACUUGAAAUCAUUGGCCACUUAAUAAUGGAACACUAUUCACUUUAAUGUUUACAUGUUUUUGCUUUACUCAUCUCAUAUGUAUAUACUGUAUUUUAGUCUAAGCCACUCCAACAUUGCUCUUCUUAAUUUGUAUAUAUUUCUUAAUUCCAUUCUUUUACUUUUAGGUUGUGUGUAUUGUUGUGAAUGGUUAGAUAUUACUGCACUGUUGGAGCUAGAAACGCAGGCAUUCCGCGACACCCGCAAUAAAAUCUGCUUAACAUGUGUUUGUGACAAAUAAAAUUUGAUUUAUAUUCUUCCGAGUUUAGUGUAUUAGGAGAGUAUGUGAUUGCGUGUGAAUGAAUGGUUGAAUGAAUGAAUGGCCAUGUGUUUGUGUGGUGAAGCAAAACUAAAUUGAUGAUUAGUUGAUACACGUAUCCUGCAGAUUAUCUCUGAGAAGAACAAAGCCAGUGGAAUUGCGUUGUAUUGUGAGACAGAUAGAGAAAUGGGUGGUUCGGAGAGGUAAGGGUAGAAGAUAGACAAUGACAUUAAAGAGGUUUACAAAUCCAAAUGAAGGACAAUCCCCUUGGGUAUAUCCCAUAUGCUCUCACUCACUGAAUUAUUGAUAUGAAUCAAUGUCUUUCUGUUCCAUUUAGUAAAUGUCUCCUGAUAAUCAGCAAACGGUGCUCAAUGACGUGAACAUGUCAACAUUACUCAUUAUCUUCAAUACAUGCAAUUAAAUAAAUACAAAAAAACUAUUUGUUGUAGAUAUUGUUUAUUGCUUCAAUGGUAACAUGCCAUAUGUAUUUACAAUGAUACAGAUAAAAACCACUAUAAAACACCCCCUCCAAAUCAUAUCCUCCAAUGCUCAGAAAUACAUAAUUGCCAACACACUCCACUUCUCUUUUUCAUUUUCAUCUUCCCGUACACACAUACACACAUACACAAACUUCUAGAAA